Oncorhynchus tshawytscha (Chinook salmon) is the source of this 3134-nucleotide messenger RNA. RefSeq names its product prostaglandin E receptor 4 (subtype EP4) a (gene ptger4a). Gene Ontology annotation, molecular function: prostaglandin E receptor activity. The record is from RefSeq and is a predicted model, not a curated record. The transcript is spliced from 2 exons. NCBI's taxonomy places the organism in Eukaryota, Metazoa, Chordata, Actinopteri, Salmoniformes, Salmonidae. Bases 566 to 1915 code for a protein of 449 amino acids. Gene Ontology annotation, biological process: inflammatory response; adenylate cyclase-activating G protein-coupled receptor signaling pathway; negative regulation of inflammatory response. Gene Ontology annotation, cellular component: plasma membrane.
AGUUCAAGGGGGCCGAAUACUUUCGCAAGGCACUGUAUAUUGACCUGUGGUAUAGUUAGCAAGUGGAGAAGCAUAGUGCAUAAGGAAAGUUCCAGAACACCUUGAUAGGAGAGGCACAUGUAAGCAGAUGAAGAAAUUUGGCUAGGAUGGAAGAAAUUAUAUAGUAAAACCUGAAAAAUAGUGAAUGUAAACCAGGGGAAAAAACGUACUACCCCCCCUCCAAAACUACACAGCCCUCCCCAAAGCAAAAAAAAGUUAAGCAACCCUCCUCUAGUUUGGACGCCCCCCAUCCCCCCAGUAAUUUUCGAACUGUCCCUUACAGAUACUUCAGCAAAAUCAACGGAACUCGUAAACAACCGUUUUAAAGGCGUUCUAACUUCUGUUGUGAGUAGAUCGGUUCAGCUCACAUUCAGCAUGAAUAUUUCAAUCAUGUUUGAUAAGUUUAAUUUAUGUAGAUAAUAUGCCUAAAGCAUCUACAGUAGUCUUUACUUGUAAAAAAAUGAAGUAUAGCUUAUAAUGUGAAUGAAGUAUUUUUAAAAAAUAUAUACAAUCUGGACAUACUACAAUGAGUAACAAUACUGUGACCGGGAGGACCAUGGUCCCGACUAUACCUUCCAUCAUGUUUAUUUUCGGAGUGGUGGGAAAUGUAAUCGCCAUCGUGGUGCUCUGCAAGUCCAGGAAAGAGCAGAAGGAGACCACGUUCUACACGCUGGUUUGCGGUCUGGCGGUUACGGACCUUUUGGGGACCCUCCUGGCCAGUCCAGUCACCAUCGCCACUUAUGUGAAAGGAUCUUGGCCAGGCGGGGACCCACUCUGCCAGUAUUUCGGAUUCAUCCUCCUCUUCUUCUCUUUAGCGGGGCUCAGCAUCAUAUGCGCAAUGUCCGUAGAGAGAUACUUGGCGAUAAACCAUGCGUAUUUCUACAACGACUAUGUAGAUCAGAGACUGGCGGGGUUGACUCUUCUGGCUAUCUACAUCUCCAAUGCGCUUUUCUGCGCUAUGCCUAGUAUGGGUCUGGGACAAGUCAAAAAGCAGUACCCACAAACCUGGUGCUUCAUAGAGUGGCGGAGCAACGUGAGUACUGAUGCCACAUUUUCUUACAUCUACGCGGGAUCCAGUUCGAUUCUAAUUCUGGCCACGGUGAUCUGUAACGUCCUGGUGUGCGGGGCUUUGAUCCGGAUGCACCGGCAGUUCGUUCGGAGGAUGUCGUUGGGGACAGACCCAGGGCGAAACACAGACCCAAGAAGGAGACGCAACUUCGGGAAUCUGGCCGGCGCGGAGAUCCAGAUGGUGAUUGUACUCAUAUGCACCUCAGCGGUGGUGCUCAUAUGCUCCAUUCCACUAGUUGUGCAGGUGUUUCUGAACCAGCUGUAUAAGACUCCGGUGGAGCUGAGAUUGGAAAAGAACCCAGAUCUGCGGGCGAUCCGCUUCGCUUCCUUCAACCCCAUCCUGGACCCCUGGAUCUACAUCCUCCUCCGCAAGGCCAUGCUCCUCAAGCUCAUUGAGCAGAUCAAAUGUAUGUUCUGUCAGAUAGGAGCACGGCGGCAGCAGAGACAGAACUGCCACCAGUGCCCCUCCAUCAUCUCCUCUCGAGAGUCACCCUCACUGGUAUCCCGCGAGCUGAGGGAGGUGUCCAGCACCUCUCAGACUGUUCUCUACCUGCCCGAAGGAAGUGAGACGUACACAGGAAGCUGUCAUCACACAGGAGAGCAGUUUGGGUUCCGUACUUCCUCUGUCCAAGACCCCCGAAGUUCUUAUUCAUCAGGGCAGAGCAAUACAGAGGACGGGAGCAGAGAAGCGACACAUCUAACCAGGGACCUUUCUGGUGUGGCAGGAAAGACCACUCAGUCAUGUGUGAAAGACCAGGCUCUUCAUGUGUCGCUAAGCAAUGAGACAGUACAGGAGAAAUGCAUAUAAGUCUUGUUUAUUUGGAUUCCCAGAAGCGGUUACUUUCUCAACAGCUACUCUAGUACUCCUCAGUCCUCAUAUUAUUGUGAGGUUUCUGUGAGUCAGAGGGAUGCCACACUUACAUUGAAGGGACUGUCUUCAGACUGUCCAAGAUGCCUUCUCUGAGGUAGACAGCUUCUGCUCUCCUAAGGGACUUAUUUGGUUGGUGGAAGUGUUAGUAAAAGCAGAAAUAAACUGGCACCAAGGCUGACUCAUUUGACAUUCUCUCAAGAUGAGGUAUGGCACAUUUAAACAACGUUAAGAAGCUUUUGGGAAGCUAGGUAGAGGGAGGAAGAAGUAAAAACAACAGAGACACAACUGAGAGAGAGGAUGUCUGCUCUGCUUUGAUGUCAAGCUACCUUGACCAGAAACAUCCAUGUUUGUUUCUUUUCCACUCUUCUUGCACUGGUCAGGGAGCAAGAUUGUCUCCAUGGCUUAAAGGCCCAUGACUGUACACUGUAGCUCAACAGUUUAAUCACUAGCUUCUUUCAAUCAUUGAGUAAACUUUGUAUUUAGAGCCGAGGUUGCCAGUAAACAAAAAUUAUUCCGAUGUACAGAAGCGUUAUUAAGAUUAAUUGAAGGGAAUGUAGCAUGGGGCCUGAAGUAACGUGCCAUGAUUGCCAGGACCAAGGAAAAAUCCGUUCUCACAAAUACCUUUGUCUUGAGAAGCUUUGCUGUCUAGAGAGAAACAUUGAGACUGUUUUGCAUCACAGAAUAGAUUUAGAGAGGUUAUAGGGCAGUAAUAUGUGUGUAAUAAACAUUAUCCAUGUGUUUGUCCUUCCGGUGAGAAGUAUGACAAAUUAUCCAAUUAGAAUGCUUUUUAGAAUGCCUUUGUCAUGGAAUGAGUUGUGCCAACAUGCAAGAUAGUUAGCCAAACACAGAUUCUCAGUGACCCACCGCAAUAUUGUCAUUGUCAUAAUUUUGUGACCUAUGCAAUUUCUUCUCUGUGAGAAGAUGCAAGUUAUUUAAUCAUGUCAUGAAAUGUUACAUCAGUAUAACAUAAAUAUGGCAUAUCAGGCAUAUGGCAUAUUUUAAAAUAUGUUCCGGUAUAUCUGUAAAAGGCUUAAAAUUACAGAGGUUUUUCAUUAUAAAUUCACUGUGCUUGCGUUAUAUCCACCCUAUAGAAUAUUCAUGUAAGCAAUACGUUCUGAAAAGGAAUAAAAUGGAUUAACAGUUAUUGAGACCCACA